UUUCGGGUCAUAUCUGUCCCAGGUAGAAAAAACCCGAAUCAUUAAUUCGUAAGCAGGUGAGAAGAGUUUAUGGUUUCUAGAUUACAGUAAACGCCUUCCUUUCUCUCUCUCUCACCGCAAAGACCUCUCCAGUGUCUUCCUCCUCCCAAAGAGCUUAGAUAAAGAUGGAUCAUAUGUACAAGAGCCAACUGCAGUCAUAUGCCAUGAAACAAAAUAUGGAGCUUCCCGUCUAUGCCGCUGAGCGACAAGGACCUGCUCAUGCUCCGCGAUUCCGCUGUAAGGUCACUGUUUUCGGACAGACUUUUCAGAGCCUAGAAUUCUGUCCUACACUAAAAGCGGCUGAACAUGCUGCUGCAAAAGUAGCAUUGGCUUCGUUGACUCCACUUAAUCCAGAGGGAGUUGUUGAUCUUGCUUACAAGAACCUGUUACAAGAAAUUGCGCAGAAAGAAAACUCUCUUUUACCAGUUUAUGCUACUUCUACAUCUGGUCCCUCUCAUUCACCUACGUUCACCUCAACGGUUGAGUUUGCGGGAAAUGUCUACAAAGGAGAAGAAGCAAAAACAAAAAAAUUGGCUGAAAUGAAUGCUGCCAAGAUUGCAUUCAUGUGUAUAAAAUAUGGACAACCAAACCAGACUCCAUCGCCUUCUUUGCCUUGUGAGAAACAAGAAGCUGCAAACUCAAAUGUGAAGAGCAGUGAACAAGUGAGCCCUUCCCUACCUUCCAAGAUGGUGACCCCUGAUGUCCCAUCAAAGUGGAUUGAAGUGUACGAAGAUGAACUCCCAGACGUUCUUAAUGCACCAGCCAAUAGUGUUAAGGACACAAACAUUACUGCGUCGCCUGUGGCUAAUCUUACAGUUGCACCAGCUACCAAUGCUAUGGAGAUGAACGCUGAUGCUGCUGACUUGUCUCAGAAACCAACAAACAAUGAUGAUAAUGAAUCAAGUGAGAAGAAGCUGGUAAUGGGAAGUGGGUACCGGAGUAUUCCAGGUGGCCAACAUGUAGUAUGUCGACCAUGGAACCCAGAUAUGACUCUUCCCGAAGAUUCGGAGAUGAUGUUUAGAGACGACAGAUUCAUUUCUUAUCGUGUCCUGAAGCACUAAAAACAGCUCGUGCCUCCCCUACUAGUCUACUAUUUUUCUGUGUGCUUCGAGUUGUUGCGAUGGAUGGAAUAAACUAAGGUCAGAGGCAGGUUUUUUCGGAUGUGUGUGUGUGACCCUAGUAACGGCGAAUGUUUUUUCAAGUAGUUGGUCAUCUUUGUGUCACAUUUGGUUAAAUAAAAUACUAUUUCUAUC
Messenger RNA from Raphanus sativus (radish), 1292 nucleotides. RefSeq names its product double-stranded RNA-binding protein 4. Lineage: Eukaryota; Viridiplantae; Streptophyta; Magnoliopsida; Brassicales; Brassicaceae. Gene Ontology annotation, molecular function: double-stranded RNA binding. The record is from RefSeq and is a predicted model, not a curated record. The transcript is spliced from 5 exons. The coding region runs from base 165 to 1100 and encodes 311 amino acids.